This is a messenger RNA of Carlito syrichta (Philippine tarsier), 484 nucleotides long. Its product is annotated as cytoplasmic dynein 1 intermediate chain 2-like. The record is from RefSeq and is a predicted model, not a curated record. Lineage: Eukaryota; Metazoa; Chordata; Mammalia; Primates; Tarsiidae. The coding region runs from base 175 to 444 and encodes 89 amino acids. The transcript is spliced from 4 exons.
UAUUUGUCCCUAAGCUCUCGCCGUAGCAGCCGCCGCCCAUCCCUCUUUGUGUGCAUCGGAAGCCGGGGAGCCGGUGGCGGCGACGGUGGCGUUGGGGGUUUAGGCGAGGGACAUUACCGGGAAGUUACAGGCGGGAGGACUGUUCCCCGUCCCGGCACCUGACAGGUCACCAACAUGUCGGACAAAAGUGAACUAAAGGCAGAGUUGGAACGUAAGAAACAGCGGUUGGCCCAAAUCAGAGAGGAAAAGAAGAGAAAAGAAGAAGAAAGGAAAAAAAAAGAAACUGAUCAGAAGAAGGAAGCUGUUGCUCCUGUACAAGAAGAAUCAGAUCUUGAAAAAAAAAGAAGAGAAGCCGAAGCACUGCUUCAAAGCAUGGGUCUAACUCCAGAAUCCCCCACUGAUGUGCUAGUACAUGGUUAUUUAUUCAAAAGAGCUGCAAGAUGACUUAUAGUUGUUAGCAUACACUGAACCAUCGUUGACUAUU